Molecule: messenger RNA, 1504 nt
Organism: Eucalyptus grandis
Lineage: Eukaryota; Viridiplantae; Streptophyta; Magnoliopsida; Myrtales; Myrtaceae
Product: monooxygenase 2
Exons: 6
Coding region: 36-1256 (406 amino acids)
Molecular function (GO): FAD binding
Source: RefSeq, a predicted model, not a curated record
GAGAGAGAGAGAGAGUCAGAACGAGGUGCUGGAUCAUGGAAUUGGUUGAGGACAUAGUGAUCGUUGGAGCUGGCAUAGCAGGACUUACCACUGCUUUAGGACUUCAUAGGCUAGGCAUUAGAAGCUUGGUCUUGGAAUCCCAUGAUUCUUUGAGGAUUACGGGUUUUGCGUUAGCAAUAUGGACAAAUGCCUGGAAGGCCCUCGAUGCAGUCGGGAUCUCAGAAUCGCUUCGUCGGCGGCACACCCGGCUACUUGGGGUGAUGACCACUUCCACAGUUUCGGGACUUCCUACUGCAGAGACACAAUUCAGUGCCGCGGGGACACAGAGAGACCAUCAUGAAGUUCGUUGUGUGCAGAGGAAGAUCUUGAUGGAAACUUUAGUGAAUGAACUUCCGAGCGGCACCAUAAAGUUUUCUUCCAAGGUCGUUUCGAUUGAGCAAUCGGGCAAUCUUAAACUUAUCCAUCUGUCUGAUGGUUCGAUUCUCAAAGCAAAGGUGUUGCUCGGUUGUGAUGGAGUGAACUCGGCAGUGGCAAAAUGGCUCGGCUUCAAGGCGCCUGCUUUCGUUGGCCGAUUUGCGGUCAGGGGCUCUGUGUAUAACGAGAAUGGUCAUGGUUUUGAGCCCACACUUUUCGAGUUCAUUGGUGAAGGAUUUAGAUCUGGCUUUGUCGCCUGCGACGAUAAGACUAUGUAUUGGUUCGCCACUUUUUCUACUUCCAUGUCCAACCAGGAGAUGGAAGAGAGUCCGGCUAAGGUGAAGCAAUUCGUGCUGAGCAAGCUUGGAAAAGUUGCUGACGACUUUAAAGCUGUCGUACGUGACACGGAACUGGAAAACUUGUCAUUAGCUCCACUCAGAUUCAGACACCCAUGGGACAUUUUAUGGGGACGCACAAGCAAAAGCAAUGUCUGUGUAGCUGGGGAUGCAUUCCACCCCAUGACACCAGAUAUUGGCCAAGGAGGCUGUGCGGCUCUCGAAGAUGGAGUCAUCUUAGCAAGAUGCCUCGGUGAAGCCUUGAGGGACAAGCAAGGCAUCAGAAGUGAAGAGUACAGGAGGAUUGAGAUGGGCCUGAAGAAUUAUGCCAAAGAGAGAAGAUGGAGAGCAUUUGAGCUCAUAAGUACAGCCUAUAUGGUGGGAUACAUCCAAACAAGCAAUGGCAAGAUAUUGAGCUUCUUAAGGAAUAAAGUGCUGGGCGGGUUCUUCGCCAGGCAGCAGCUGAAACUAGCGAGUUUCGAUUGCGGGAGACUGACAACUUCCUGAAUUCAGACCCUACUCCAAUAUGUUGUUGUUUCCUUUUCAUGGUACACACUGUUGUCUCCACUUUCCUCUUGUUUUUUCUCCUCUUUUUCGUUCUAUUCAUUUGAAGAAAGCGUCGGUUCAUGGAAGUUAUGUGUUUAUGCUGUACUCUCCCGAAGUCUGAACGUGAGAAUGUGAUUUUAAAUGUAUAAUUAGGGGAAGCAUAUCCAUGAAUGUUCCCCUGGAAGAAAAAUGACAAAAAAAAAAAAAAA